Molecule: messenger RNA, 4283 nt
Organism: Anneissia japonica
Lineage: Eukaryota; Metazoa; Echinodermata; Crinoidea; Comatulida; Comatulidae
Product: inositol-tetrakisphosphate 1-kinase-like
Exons: 10
Coding region: 175-1359 (394 amino acids)
Biological process (GO): inositol trisphosphate metabolic process
Cellular component (GO): cytoplasm
Molecular function (GO): inositol-3,4,5,6-tetrakisphosphate 1-kinase activity; ATP binding; magnesium ion binding
Source: RefSeq, a predicted model, not a curated record
AAUCGAAAACACACGGACGUUUGUUGUUUCUCCCUAUCAGCGAGCAACAAACGAAGGGCGUCGUCUACCCACGUCUCCUUCUUUUGAUUUCGUUUGUCUAGCCUAGGCCCGGCUUAGCUGGGACUCUAUGAUCCAACUUGUGUACAGUAAUUUCGUGUAAGGCCAUCACAGAAUAUGAAGCGAAUAGGAUAUUGGAUGAGUGAGAAAAAACGGAAGAAGAUCGAUUUGAAUCAAGUAGCAGAGCUUUGUAGGUUAGAAGGUGUCGAUGCUGAAGCAAAAUUGAUUUCUUUGGAACAUGAUUUAGAGGAACAAGGACCCUUUGAUGUGAUCCUGCACAAGGCAACAGACAUAUUAGUUCUAGCAGAAGAUGGCGAUGAAGAUGCAGCUGCCGCUAUGCGUAAUUGGGAGGCUUACACAUCCCGUCACCCCUCAGUACUUGUGCUUGACCCGCUUGAUAGCGUCGUACAGCUCAUUGACCGGCCUAGCACAUACAGCAUUCUUCAGCAGACCCUUGGCUGCUUACAGGAUGUUGAAACGCCAACUUUUGUUGAAUUAACUAAAGAUGAUUUGGAUACGAAUCUUACGCUGUUACGGGAUGCUGGUGUUAGGUUUCCUUUUGAUCAAAUGUCUAUAAUAUUCAAUGAAUCUGGUCUAAAAGACGUAAAUCCACCUUGUGUUGCUCAAACAUUCAUCAAUCACAAUGCAGUUCUACACAAAAUAUUUAUCCUGGGUGAUAAACACUUCAUUGUACAGCGACCCUCUCUAAAAAACUUUUCUGAUAAAGACUCAACCUUAGAAACAAUCUUUUUUAAUAGCCAUGAUGUGUCAAAACCAGACUCUGCGUCUUUUCUUAACAAGCUUGAUGCUAGUGAUCGUAAUUCUUCUGGUAUAGCACCUUGUGAGAAGACAAUAAACAAACUGGUAGAGAAGAUAUGUAGUCAAUUAAAUAGCACCCUCAUCGGCAUCGAUAUCAUCAUUGAAAACGAGACAGGUGUUCAUUAUAUCAUUGAUGUUAAUGCAUUCCCAAGUUAUGAAGGUGUCCCAAAUAUUCUGCAGCUGUUAGCUAGUUACAUUGUAGAGCAAUUGUCUAGCUCCCCAAAAGGCGAACGACCGCAACAUACGCAAGAAAAUGGCUUCAGUAAGAAGUUAAUUACCAAUGCAAAGGGCAUUAUUAAAAAUGGUCUAUCUAUAGACUCUAAGAAGAACGGUUUAACAACGGAAACCAGGAACCAAGAAUUAGCAAACAGUCUUUCUAUUGAUUCCAUGAACCAAACCAAUGCUAGGAACCAUAGUUUGGUAAACAGUCAUAUGACCACAGAUACCAGGAACCAAGGUCUGGUAAAUGGAGUUUAUUUAUGAGUUGGAACCACACACCAUUCUUGGUAACAAUUUGUAUAAUAGAUUAAUGGUACAGCUAGAUUAUUAUUUAGCAUUUUAUUUGUUUGAUAAAAUUUUGCUAAUUUUUUAUGGUAAUGCAUUUAGCUUGGUAGUAAUCUAUCCCUCUUCCCUGCUAGUAUAUAAAUAACCUCACCAUAUACUUGAAACUCCACCAGAUAUCCGCUAUAAUGGGAGAAUUUUUUUUAAAGGUAGUAAAAUAUUUAUGAAUAUAUUUACCAAAAAAUUACCAAAUCUUGGUUUAUUCAUGCUACAAAAUUGGAACUGUAAAAUUUUCCAUUUGCAAGUGUGUAGGGUUGUAGAAGAUUGAGAAAGCAUUAAUUGCAAAAGUUGUGAAUUCUGCAAUUGAUCAAAACAUAACCCAAAGCUUUUGUCAUAUAUCUGUUUUUGCUAAAGGCAAUUUUUUUAAAAAUAAAAGCUAGCUGUCAGUAGAUAAUGUUUUUACAACAUUUUCAGGGUUGUAGCGCAAGCAUUUUCUAAACAUUUUUUUUUUCAUCCCACAAUAUUGUUGUAACUAUGGAGAUCUUAUUCAAUAUGUUUUACCUUGAAACUGUUUAAAAAAAAAAUCACAUUAGUAAAUUCUUAGUCCCAUAAAAAUAUUUUCACCGUCAUAUGAACAUUCCUAUUACCAUGUAUCUCCAUUAUCAUAAAACUAUCAUCACCAUGGCAAUAUUUUUACAUCACCAUAGAAACAUUCUUAUCACCAUAGAGAUAUAUUGUUAUAUAGAAACAUUACUGUAUAAUGGAAAGAUAGAUAUCAUUUGUUGUUAUAUCUGUACAUCACCCUACUGACCAAAAACCCAUAUGUAGGUGAAAGUUCCUUCAUCUUAAAUCCGAGGCAUGUUUUAAUAUUGGUGAUGUCAUCUUGACUUUAUAAUGGUGCUUUCUUUCUCCACCUUAACAAUGUGUAUCUGUAAAUAUAAUGUUUGUAUUAUGUUGCUGUUUAUAAUGUUAUCAUUUGUCUUUCUAUCAGGGUUACUUGGAUACAAGUUUGCUAAUUCUAAAAAUAAACACAAAUAUAAUCUUUACAACAAAAAAACCUAUCAUUUUGUCCAAUUUAGUUGAGAUAAUUUUAAUAAUUUCUAAUACCUGAUUCACACAAGACAAAAUGUUAUAUGGUAUGUAUGGUAUGCACAAUCUGCAACAUCGUAGAGGCCUGUAAAACUCAGCAUUCAGCAUAGCAUAAAUCUGUUUGCAUAUUUCGGUUUUGAAUAACUAGGUGUUUCGCUUGGCGGUAUAACCAGUCUUCAAAGCGUAAAUUCAUCCUUCCUGUCCUGCCUCUUCUCUAAACUGCACGGCAGUAAAAAGGUACAAAUCAGAAUAUUGCAAUAUUUUGCUUUGAAAUUUUGUGUUAAUAGUGAGUUGUCUUAUUUUAUGAUUUGUUGUCAGGUAGAAUCUGUACAUUUAUAAAGUGUAGUUUAUCAUCCAGUCUAUCUUUACUGUCCAACUUUCAGCAAUGUUACUGUUGUGUGGAGACAACAAGUUUGUCUUAUGUGAAGCAGGUAUAAGUUUCUGUUUCAAGAAGAAUACACCAUAUAAUAUUGGUGCAUUAUUUACAUGUUUGUGAAAUGUAGAAUCUGUGGCCAGUGGCGUAUGUAGAAGUCUUGAAAUGGGGGUGCUGAUAGAGGGCGCGAUGGUGAAGUAGGGGGCUUGAUGAUCAGUUGAGGGGCACUAAUUCGCAAAAUAAGGUUAGUUUUAACUACUUGACCAUUAUAUUUGGUGGGACAACUGGGGAGCGCGAGUAAUUUUUGGAGGGACGUGUCCACACCUAGAUCCGUCUCUGGCGGUAGCGCACCAGUUGUGGCUUGGAAUCUCAACCUUGAGGUGAGGUGUUCAAAAUUCUCGCUGUGCAAGUUGCUUGUGUCCAUGAGCAAGGCACUUUAUGUAGGUAUAUCUCUCUCUACUCAGAAGUAUAAAUGGGUACCUGGUAGGAUAUUGUGGCAUUGAAUGUACUAGUUUUGUGCGCUGAGUACAAGUGCAAGACUAGGUAUACUCCCCAGGAAGCAGAGAAGGUUGCAUUUUGUGCUGGUUUGCCAUAGCAUGUUUUCCAGUGACUAGGGGUAAAAACACUCAGCGCCUUUGAUCAUUUAAUUUAGAAUGUGCUCUAUAUAAAUGUUUGGCAUUAUUAUUAAAUAAGACGUUUCUCCAUUGCUACCUAUCUGCCACCAUGAUCAAGGUUACGUUUAAUAUUUUUUACAAAUUUUCCAUACUACUACAGUGCAUGCUUCAAUUCUCUCUUUAGUAUUUGGGGGGGGGGGAAUUUACCUGUUUAUAUUUUAACAUGAUUUUCAAGAGCCCAAGAUAUAGGAUUUAGACAGCUGAUUAAAAUGUUUAAAGUAAAUUAUUGUACAGUAGUGAAAAUACAGUAGAUGAGAGGUGAGGUGGGGAUUUCAUUCUAAUAUUUAUCAAUUUAUUAAGGGUUUAAGAUCAAUUCUCAUCUGUUUUAUAAUGUAGUGCAUAUGCUUUUACUUGCUUGACUUUCAAAAGCAGAUUAUAAAAAUAAUAUUUCCUCACAUUAGAUAUCAUUAGGGUAACCUUAUAUUUGAUUUUUUAAUUUUUUUAAAUGAAAUUUGUUUUAAGUAACUUCUUUGAUACAGAUGAAAUAGCCUAAUGUUUUAAAAUUGGUAUUGCCUUUGACUAUUUUUUUACACUAUUUAUUUAUUAUUCAUCUAUUGUAUUAGGCAUGUACUUUUAAGAAACAAUGAAUUUUAGACCUAGACUAAUUGCAAUUACCCCCUUAAACCCUCCAUCUUGAUGCUAUCACCUAAAUUUCUAUGUCUUUGUGUUCCAUAUAAUUUUCUCAUUGGGUGAUCAAGGAUCACAGGUGGUGUUGACUCAUUAUGUGUGGAGGCAAUAUAUUUCAGAUAUGGUACCUUAACAUUAUGACU